AUGCAAUCAAUUCUACGUGGUGGUAAUCGUGUUCUUAUAUCAAGGUCAACGAAUGUUUAUACUAAUUUAGCAUUGGAACGUUAUUUAGCUGAAAAUAUUAAACAUCAACCAAAAACUCGACUUCUAUUACUUUGGCGUAAUAAACCAUGUGUUGUUAUCGGUCGAUAUCAAAAUCCUUUUAUUGAAUGUGAUAUUAAAGAUCUAGGUGAAAAACAAAUUGAUUUAGCAAGACGUUAUUCUGGUGGUGGAACAUGUUAUCAUGAUCUUGGAAAUCUCAAUAUAACAGUUUUAACAACACGUGAAGAUUAUAAUCGUAAAAAAAAUCUUCAAUGGAUUACUAGUACAGUAAACAAAGCAUUUAAUUUAACAUUAUAUGUAACUGAUCGUGAUGAUAUAUUUCUUGAUGCAUAUAAAGUAACUGGUAGUGCGUCACGUCUUGAACGUUUAUAUGCAUAUCAUCAUUUUACUCUACUUAUAAAUGCUGAUUUAAAUGAAUUACGGCGAUCAUUAAAAUCUAAUGAUCGAAGGCAUAUAACAAGUAAAGCAACAUCAAGUGUACCAUCAUCUGUAUUAAAUUUAUCAGAUCGAAAUAAUUCAAUAACAUAUGAAAAAACUAUUGAAUUAUUAAUAAAAAAUUUUUUUGAAUGGAACAAUGAGAAAAAUACUUCCAAUUAUGAUUAUAUUGAUCCAUUAUUAUAUUAUGAACAAAUAAAAAAUUUUGAAAAUGAACUUAAAUCAGAAAAAUUUCUUCAUCAAGCAACUCCACCAUUUGUUUAUACAAUUGAAUAUAAGAAACAAAAAAUAGAAAUGUUUGUAACAAAUGGAAUAAUAACUUCUAUCAAAGGAGAUGAUAUAAUUAUUGAAAAACAAAACUUAUUAGGAAAAUUAUUUCAUGUAGUUUAUGAUAAUAUUAAAAAAAUAAAUACAAAUAGUUUGUCUAAAUAA
Molecule: messenger RNA, 945 nt
Organism: Rotaria sordida
Lineage: Eukaryota; Metazoa; Rotifera; Eurotatoria; Philodinida; Philodinidae
Source: the annotation of a GenBank genome assembly